Molecule: messenger RNA, 831 nt
Organism: Porites evermanni
Lineage: Eukaryota; Metazoa; Cnidaria; Anthozoa; Scleractinia; Poritidae
Source: the annotation of a GenBank genome assembly
AUGGUAACUUUACCAUACCCAAUCCCACAGUGCUACCCAGAUGACUUGGAUUUAGCUGAUGAGAACUUUAUAGCAUUUUGUAAAGAGUGCAUGAAAACCAUCAAAAUAACUGAAGAUGGUAUCAACACUGUUGAGGAAAAAACAAGAGGGCAAUCUAGCAACUCAGAUUGGUUUCAAUACAGAUGUGGAAAACUAACUGCAUCGAAAUUUGGUGAAAUCAGUAACAGAAGAGUAACUACACCGCCUGAUAGGCUUGUGAGGGAUGUGGUUCAGUACAACUGCACGCCAAAUAUACCAUAUCAGUGUCAAGUAGGGUUGCAAAUGGAACCAGUCAUCAUAGGUAAAUGCAUUCAAAAUCAAGAAAACAAUGGUCAUGAGGGCAUCACUGUGAAAGAUAAAGGCCUUGUUAUUGGUAAGUAUAAUCCUGUGCUGGCUGCAGGUGUUGAUGGUGAAGUCAGUGAUCCAACAAAUAAAUAUCAUCCAAUUGGACACCUUGAGGAAAAAUAUAAGUUAUUCCCAUCCAAGUUAAAGAAACGAGUGGAUACAAAGCAAACUUCAUUACCUAAAGUUCUUGCAAAGCACACCAAGAAUUUCUGCUUGGAGAUUACAGAAUCAGGAAUCAGACUCAAACAAAAACAUUCAUGCUAUAAACAAGUUCAGGGGGGUAUGGCAAUAACUAGAAAGCCAUGGUGUGAUUUGGUUGUGUACACUUAUUUCAUGAAUCAUGAGGAUAUACACAUUGAAAGAAUUUUCUUUGAUCCCACAUUCUGGCAAGCACCAAGAAAAAGCUUCUUGACUUUUAUCUCUAGGCUAUGGUUCCUGAGCUACUAA